AGCAUGUGGAGCGUGUGGCCGCCGUACCCGGUGGCCGCUGCACUAUCGGCAUUGGGGAUGUCGACCUACAAGCGGGCCACGUUGGAUGAAGAGGACCUGGUGGACUCGCUCUCCGAAGGCGACGUAUACCCCAAUGGCCUGCAGGUGAACUUUCGCAGCCCCCGGAGUGGCCAGAGGUGCUGGGCUGCACGGACCCAGGUGGAGAAGCGGCUGGUGGUGCUGGUGGUACUUCUGACAGCGGGGCUGCUAGCCUGCUUGGCAGCGCUGGGCGUCCAGUACCGGACAAGAUCCCCCCAAGUGUGCCUGAGCGAGGCCUGUAUCUCAGUGACCAGCUCCAUCUUGAACUCCAUGGAUUCCACGGUAGACCCCUGUCAAGACUUCUUCAGUUAUGCCUGUGGCGGCUGGAUCAAAGCCAAUCCUGUGCCCGAUGGCCACUCGCGCUGGGGGACCUUCAGCAACCUCUGGGAACACAACCAAGCCAUCAUCAAGCACCUUCUUGAGAACUCCACAGCCAGCAUGAGUGAGGCAGAGAGGAAGGCCCAAGUAUACUACCGUGCAUGUAUGAACGAAACCAGGAUCGAGGAGCUCAAAGCCAAGCCCCUGAUGGAACUGAUUGAGAAGCUUGGGGGCUGGAACAUCACAGGACCCUGGGACAAGGACAACUUCCAGGACACUCUGCAAGUGGUCACCUCCCACUACCGCACCUCUCCCUUCUUCUCUGUCUACGUCAGCGCUGAUUCCAAGAACUCCAACAGCAAUGUGAUUCAGGUGGACCAGUCAGGCCUGGGCUUACCCUCCAGAGACUAUUACCUGAACAAAACCGAAAAUGAGAAGGUGCUGACGGGAUACCUGCACUACAUGGUCCAGCUGGGAAAGCUACUUGGCGGUGGGGAUGAGGACAGGAUCCGGCCUCAGAUGCAGCAGAUUCUGGACUUUGAGACAGCGUUGGCCAACAUCACCAUUCCCCAGGAGAAGCGCCGGGACGAGGAGCUCAUCUACCACAAAGUGACGGCAGCCGAACUGCAGACCCUGGCACCUGCCGUCAAUUGGCUGCCCUUUCUCAACACCAUCUUCUACCCCGUGGAGAUCAAUGAAUCCGAGCCGAUUGUGGUCUACGACAAAGAGUACCUUGAACAGGUCUCCAGCCUCAUCAAAAACACAGAUAAAUGCCUGCUAAACAACUACAUGAUCUGGAACCUGGUGAGGAAAACAAGCUCCUUCCUUGACCAGCGCUUCCAGGACGCUGAUGAGAAGUUCAUGGAAGUCAUGUAUGGAACCAAGAAGACCUGCCUGCCUCGGUGGAAGUUUUGUGUGAGUGACACAGAAAACAAUCUGGGCUUUGCCCUGGGCCCUAUGUUUGUCAAAGCGACCUUUGCCGAGGACAGCAAAAACAUAGCCAGCGAGAUCAUCUUGGAAAUCAAGAAGGCAUUUGAGGAAAGUCUGAGCACACUCAAGUGGAUGGAUGAAGACACUCGGAAGUCGGCCAGGGAAAAGGCGGAUGCAAUCUACAACAUGAUAGGAUACCCCAACUUCAUCAUGGACCCCAAGGAGCUGGACAAAGUGUUCAAUGAUUACACUGCCAUCCCAGACCUCUACUUUGAGAAUGCCAUGCGCUUCUUCAACUUCUCAUGGAGGGUCACGGCUGACCAACUCAGGAAAGCUCCCAACCGAGAUCAGUGGAGCAUGACCCCACCCAUGGUGAAUGCUUACUACUCACCCACCAAGAAUGAGAUUGUGUUUCCAGCCGGGAUCCUGCAAUCUCCCUUCUACACACGCUCUUCACCCAAGGCCUUGAACUUUGGUGGCAUUGGUGUCGUCGUGGGCCAUGAGCUGACGCAUGCUUUUGACGAUCAAGGCCGGGAGUACGACAAGGACGGGAACCUCCGGCCCUGGUGGAAGAAUUCCUCAGUGGAGGCUUUCAAGCAGCAGACUGAGUGCAUGGUGGAACAGUACAGUAACUACAGCGUGAACGGGGAGCCGGUCAACGGUCACCACACUCUGGGCGAGAACAUUGCCGAUAAUGGAGGCCUCAAGGCAGCCUACCGGGCUUACCAGAACUGGGUGAAGAAGAAUGGGGCUGAGCAGACCUUGCCCACUCUGGGGCUCACCAAUAACCAGCUCUUCUUCCUGGGGUUUGCACAGGUCUGGUGCUCUGUCCGCACCCCUGAGAGUUCCCAUGAAGGCCUCAUCACAGACCCACACAGUCCUUCCCGCUUCCGGGUCAUUGGCUCUGUCUCCAACUCCAAGGAGUUCUCAGAACAUUUCCAGUGCCCACCUGGCUCACCUAUGAACCCUCACCACAAAUGUGAAGUCUGGUAAGGGGCGAAGUGCCAAGAACCAAGAAGGAGAAGGGGAAGAGCCAGAGGCUGAG
This is a messenger RNA of Chrysochloris asiatica (Cape golden mole), 2371 nucleotides long. It is a transcript of the gene ECE1, whose product is annotated as endothelin converting enzyme 1. NCBI's taxonomy places the organism in Eukaryota, Metazoa, Chordata, Mammalia, Afrosoricida, Chrysochloridae. The record is from RefSeq and is a predicted model, not a curated record. Gene Ontology annotation, biological process: peptide hormone processing. Gene Ontology annotation, molecular function: metalloendopeptidase activity. The coding region runs from base 4 to 2319 and encodes 771 amino acids. Gene Ontology annotation, cellular component: plasma membrane. The transcript has 19 exons.